Messenger RNA from Alternaria ventricosa, 1788 nucleotides. RefSeq lists its product as uncharacterized. The transcript has 2 exons. Gene Ontology annotation, molecular function: nucleotide binding; hydrolase activity, acting on ester bonds; metal ion binding. Gene Ontology annotation, biological process: nucleotide catabolic process. Bases 1 to 1788 code for a protein of 595 amino acids. The record is from RefSeq and is a predicted model, not a curated record. Lineage: Eukaryota; Fungi; Ascomycota; Dothideomycetes; Pleosporales; Pleosporaceae.
AUGAAGUUCGCCACUGGAUCUAGCGCGUCACUACUCGCCGUCUCGGCGCUGGCGGCGAUUGCCCAAGCCGAAGACGCGCUAUACAGUAAACGUAUGGUGAAGCGAGGCAUUGAUGCGGAUGGAAACUACAACAUCUCAUUCUUCCACAUCAACGACGUGCAUGCCCAUCUUGAUGAGUUCAGCUCUUCAGGAACCGAUUGCACCAGGCCCGAGCGAGGCUGCUACGGUGGCUACGCGCGUGUGAAGACCGUCAUCGAGGAGCAACGCCCCAACUACGAGGACAGUCUUUUCUUGAACGCCGGUGAUGAGUUCCAGGGCACUCUGUUCUACGGCUACUAUGGCGGCGAGAAGAUUGCGGAGACCCUGAACCAGCUCGGAUUUGAUGCUAUGACCCUUGGCAACCAUGAGUUUGAUGGUGGUGAUGCGGCGCUCGGAGAGUUCUUGGUGAACCUCACAUUCCCCAUUGUCAGCGCGAAUGUGCAUUCCGAGGACGAGAACGUCAACAAGACCGUCAAGCCAUACACCAUCUUUGAAGAGCACGGCUUGGCGCUGAUCGGUGUCACUGCGGAGGAGACUGGCAGUCUCAGCAACGCCGAUGUCACUACCGUCUUCUCCAACACCGUCGAGGCCGUUCAAGGCGCAAUCGAUGAGAUCAAGGCCACUACCAACAUCACCAGGAUUGCUGCUCUCACUCACAUUGGCUACGACAAGGAUCAGGAGCUGGCCAAGGCUACCACUGGUCUUCAGCUCAUCAUGGGCGGCCACAGCCACACCCUCCUCGGCGACAUGGAAGAUGCUGAGGGUAAAUACCCGACUAUCGUCGAAAACCAGGAUGGCGACGAGGUCUUUAUUGUCACUGCCUACCGCUGGGGCGAGUACCUCGGCUACAUCGAUGUCACCUACGACCCUCAGGGCAAGAUCCUUGCUUACCAUGGCGCUCCGAUUCACCUCACCAACACUACAGAGCAGGAUGAGGACCUGCAAGAGCAGGUCGAGGAGUGGCGCAUUCCAUUCGAGGAGUUCGCCGCUGAGGUUCUUGGUACCACUGAGGUAGAGCUUGACCAGACUACUUGCCAACAAAAGGAGUGCCUGCUCGGCGACUUUAUGGCCGAUGCUAUGCUCGCCUAUCGCAAGAACAACACUGACGACGUCGACUUUGCUCUCAUUAACGCUGGUGGUAUCCGUGCCACCAUCGACCAGGGUGACAUUACCCGCGGCGAAGUCUUGACUUCCUUCCCUUUCGGCAACGCCAUCGUUCAGGUUGAGAUCGACGGCAAGACUCUCUGGGAGUCUUUGGAAGGUAUCGUAACUGGUGUCAACGUCGGCAAUGGCAGGGAAGUCACCUCCUUCUUCCAGGUCAGCACUGGCAUCAAGGUCGAAUACAACCCCGAGAACGCCAACAACUCCAAGCUUGUCUCUGUCACCAUCGGCGACGAGCCUCUUAACAACGACACUACUUACCAGAUGGUCACCCUUGACUUCAUCGCUGGUGGCGGUGACAACUUCUUCGAGCCAUCGACCGAUUUCAUCACCCUAGACACCCAGGACGAGGUACUCACUUCGUACAUCUUGAGCCAGACACCAGUAAACAUCGAGCUCGACGGACGUAUCGAGGAGGUCGACGGUCAGAGGGAGGACACUCCCGGAGCUGGUAACGGUACCAGCAACGGCACUUCACCCACGACUGGCGCUCCGCCUCAGCAGACUGAGAACGCAGCUGCUCGUCUUGGACAAGGCGCCGUUGGUGUUAGUAUCUUCGGUGUUCUUGCCGGUCUUUUCAUGCUAUGA